AUAAUAAAGGCACGGAAAUAAAAGACUGGGGCUAGGGGAGGAUAAUUUGUGUUUGGCUAGAAUGUGGUGGAAGUUAGGACUACCUGAAAUAAAUUCAGGUUUGUUUCACCUUGUUUUGUUUUUAAGAAAGGAAUAUCUUCUCACCCACAGCAACUAAUGAUUUGAGGCAUCGGAUGCUUUCCUAACAGAGCUGCUUAGCUUGGCUUCAUUUUCUCCGUGCAGCCAAAGACUGGAAGAGUAAUUGUCUGGCUGAGCUGUGACUGCCAGCAGGCUGUGUGUGGGUCUCCUUUUGGCAGCUGGAAUUAAAGGGCCUGAUGAUUCAAAGGACUUCAAGUGCUACCACCAAUGUGAGAAAUCAGUGGGACUGUAGUGAGGUCUGUCUCCAGUGACUGUCUCCAGGAAGGACGGUGAGAUCUAAGAGCAUAUCUGCUUCUCACUGGAGAAACCCACAGAGCUCAACCACCUUGGUCAAGACCUUCAUUGACAGACCAAUGGCAAUGGCAGCACGUGUGACCAAACUCAAAGCAGAAUCCAAGUGCUCCAUCUGUCUGGAUUACCUCAGAGACCCCGUCACCAUCGAUUGUGGGCACAACUUCUGUCAGCUCUGCAUCCAACAGUCCUGGGCAGAUCUACAGGAAUUGUUCCCUUGCCCUGUCUGUCGUCACCAAUGUCAAGACAGGCACUUCAGGAGCAACACCCAGAUGGGAAGGAUGAUUGAAAUUGCCGAGAUACUCGAGAGCGCGAAGAGCAAGAAAAAGAGGCAGGAAAAAAGGACCUUGUGCGAGAAGCAUAACCAGCCCCUGAGUGUUUUCUGCGAGGAGGACCUGGUGCUGCUGUGUCCCCUGUGCACUCAGCCCCCUAACCACCAGGGCCACCACGUGAGGCCCAUAGAGGAGGCUGCCUCUCAUCACAGGGAAAGGCUCCACAGUUACAUCCAGCCCCUGAAAAAGCAAUUGGCAGACCUUCAAAAAUUAAUAAGCACUCAAAGCAAAAAACUCUUAGAACUGAGAGAGAAGGUGGAAAGCCAAAGGCAGGAACUGUCCUCUGAAUUUGAGCACCUCACCCAGUUUCUAGACCGUGAGCAGCAGGCAGCUCUCUCCAGACUAGCUGAAGAAGAGAAGGACAAUCAACAGAAACUCAGUGCAAACAUAGCAGCAUUUUCAAACUACAUUGCCACACUCAAGAGCCAAUUAAAUAAGGUAGCAGAGCUCAGUGAGCUGUCUGAACUGGAACUGCUGUCACAAAUUAAACUUUUCUACGAGUCUGAAAAUGAGAGUAGCCCGUCAAUCUUUUCAAUUCAUUUGAAGAGAGAUGGCUGCAGUUUUCCUCCCCAAUAUUCUGCUCUGCAGAGAAUUAUAAAGAAAUUUAGAGUAGAUGUAAUUCUAGACUCUGAAACAGCACACCCUAACCUGAUUGUAUCUGAAGAUAAAAAAUGUGUGAGAUUUACAAAGAGAAAACAAAAGGUUCCUGGUUUCCCAAAAAGAUUUACUGUCAAGCCAGUUGUUCUGGGUUUUCCAUGUUUUCAUUCUGGCAGGCAUUUCUGGGAGAUUGAAGUGGGAGAUAAGUCUGAAUGGGCUAUUGGCAUUUGCAAAGAUUCUCUUUCCACAAAGGCGAGGAGACCCUCAUCAGCCCAGCAGGGAUGUUGGAGAAUUGAGCUACAGGAUGACGGCUAUCAUGCACCAGGGGCUUUUCCAACCCCUCUCUUGUUAGAAGUGAAAGCUAGGACCAUUGGCAUUUUCGUGGACUAUGAGCUGGGGGAGAUCUCAUUCUAUAACAUGGCUGAGAAAUCUCACAUCUGUACUUUCUCUGACACUUUUGCUGGAGCUCUUCGGCCUUAUUUCUAUGUAGGACCAGAUUCACAACCUCUCAGAAUCUAUACAGGAACAGCUGGUGAAUAAAAACCCACCUGUGAGGUUGAGCUAUUUUACUAGUUGUUUUUUUUAAUGAAAGAUGCAGAGGUUAUUGUAGUAUUGUAUCUACAGACAUAAUCCCUCUAGUUUUUUUUCUCUCACAGUUUCCAAGAAGAAAGUUUUAUGUUGCUCCAACAACUAUCUAUGAAACAGUGCUAGGAAUGGCUGCCUUUUGGGAAUGUUGUGGGGGCUACCUAUCAUGUUCAUGGACUUGGUGCAUUGCUGAGUAAAAGGGUGAUUAUUUCUGUUUUUCUGAAAGUGCAGAUGGAGCUUCCAGGAGAUGAACUAGAACAAACUUAUCAACUUUGCCUUCUCAGUGUAAAGGUUGGAUUGUGCUAUUCCUGACACAUACUAGGCAGGGAGCAGCUUGUAAUCCUUAGUUAAACCACAGGGCACAAUUUAAAGGGGUGGAGUGGGGACCACAGGCAGAGGGUAAGCAUUUUUAGCUUUUAACAUGUGAGGCUUUAACAGAUUUUUUUCUGUUAUCGCCACAAGCCACCUACUGGUGGCACUCACUACAUUAGGUUUCUUAGAAACCUUCUGCGUCACAUAAUUUUUAUUUCUUCCUGUAUUCUUUGCUAUUUCAUUUCUUCCUGUAUUCUGUGCAUAGUAUUUUGGAAGAGAGUGACUUGUUAUGACACUGGAGAGAACUGGAAAAUCUUGUUACUAAUGGACAUUACUGUUAGACACUAUGUCAGAGACUAAAAGAUGAAUCACUGGGCAGGAUGGUGUACCUAUAUUGACUCAAAAUGUUUUCUUUCAAAGACGGCUAACAUUUAUGGAGCCCUAACUAUGUCCCAAAAGUUGCAGUAUUUUCAAAACAACUCUGAGAUGUAGGCAGUAGGUUGUUAACAAAAAAAAAAAGGAUUUAAAAUUAAGAAAACAGUUUUGAGACAAAAAAGUAUCCUAGUUAAGGUGAAUCAGCGAGUGGUAAAGAAAUGUCUAGGGGUGGCCGGGCGCGGUGGCUCACGCCUGUAAUCCAAGCACUUUGGAGGCCAAGGCGGGCGGAUCACCUGAGGUCGGGAGUUCAAGACCAGCCUGACCAACAUGCUGAAACCCCAUCUUUAAAAAAAAAAAAAAAGAAAAGAAAAAAAGAGAAGAAAUGUCUAGGGGUGCCUUCAAUCACUGACAAAACCAGCCCCAUAAAUGGUUUGUCAAUGGAAUGCUUUAUACAUACACAGGAAGUAAUAAGGUAUUUUUCCCUCUGACUAUGAAAAAGGAGAUGUCCACAGGUACAUGUUUGAACUCUCAGAACACUACACUAACAACCAGAAGGAUCUGGGUUUAUAUCUAGAUUCCACUAAUGUCUGGUAGUGGGCUUAAACUCGUGUAAAAUGGACAUAAUACUUAUUUUUCAUGAAAGCUAUGAAGGUGAAGUUAUAUGUGUGUGUAUGCACCAAAGUUAACUUAUUUUUUAAAAUUUUUUCAGAGAUGAGGUCUCACUCUGUUGCCCAGGCUAGAGUGCAGUGGCAUAAUCAUAGCUUACCAUAACCAUGCACUUGAACUCCUGGGCUCAAGGGACUGUCUCACCUCAGUCUCUGAAUAAUGGGCUCACACCAUCAGUUAGCUUUUUUUUUUUUUUUUUUUUUUUAAUAUAGGGUCUGACUCUGUUACCUAGGCUGGAGUGCAGCGACAGGAUCAUGUUCACUUCAGC
Molecule: messenger RNA, 3564 nt
Organism: Sapajus apella (tufted capuchin)
Lineage: Eukaryota; Metazoa; Chordata; Mammalia; Primates; Cebidae
Product: putative tripartite motif-containing protein 75
Exons: 1
Coding region: 492-1898 (468 amino acids)
Molecular function (GO): protein binding; zinc ion binding
Source: RefSeq, a predicted model, not a curated record